Molecule: messenger RNA, 1742 nt
Organism: Eucalyptus grandis
Lineage: Eukaryota; Viridiplantae; Streptophyta; Magnoliopsida; Myrtales; Myrtaceae
Product: OVARIAN TUMOR DOMAIN-containing deubiquitinating enzyme 12
Exons: 11
Coding region: 442-1434 (330 amino acids)
Biological process (GO): protein deubiquitination
Molecular function (GO): cysteine-type deubiquitinase activity
Source: RefSeq, a predicted model, not a curated record
AAAAAACGCGUGGAGUAACGCUCGCUCUCGCUCUCCCUCUCCCUCUCUCUCCCUCUCUCGCUCGCUCCAUUUUUUUUCUCUCUCUCUCUCUCUGCACUAUCAGUCGUCGUCGUCGUCGUUAUUGUCUCCUCCUCCUCCGUCGUCGUCGUCGUCUCUUCGAGUCGCUAUUUCUGCUUCGAUCUCGUCUUCAGUCGAUCGGCGGGUCACUGAUUCAUCGGUUUCGCGCGGCGGCGCGGCGUGCAGUGUCUUGUGAAGGAAGCCUUCGGUUCGGUUCGGUUCGAUCUGUUUGCACGAGCUGGAGCCUUCCUUUUUGCUUGUAUGAGCAUCGAGUCGGCGCUGAUCGGGAAUAAUUCUAUUAUGCAAUUCAGAGUUCCGUGGCCAAAUUGUAAAUGCCAUUCCUGGCUCUAAGGACGUCUACGGGGUUUUGUGAUUGAGAUAGUUAUGGUCGAGCCAGAAUCAGAUGUCAUUAAGUGGAGUCGUGAUUUUUUUGAUAAUCCACUUGUUUAUUCGGGAUACUACACAAGUCAGCACGAUGCUAAUGGCACCUAUUAUGGACAGCAUCCGAUGAGCGACCAUGAGGAAGAGUGUAGCACUGUGGAAAAUGAUGAGAUCAUUGCACAUACCUUACAAGAAGAGUUUUCACAAUUAGCAAUGAGAGAAGUACCUGUAUAUUCACAUGCAGAGGAAGAGUACUCGAGAGCAUCUAUUGACCAACAGAAUUGGCAGACUGCAUCACCGAGAAUGUAUUGGUCAGGGAAUAUUUGUAACCACGGAGAAGCAGAUAAUGCGUGGGUUUCUGGUUCAUCUAUUAACUAUGGUGAUGGAGAAGAGUAUUGUUAUUCUCAGCAGCCAGUUGAUAGUUAUGAGUACAGCGAGAUGGACGAUCCAUUGAAUCAAAUGGUUCCUAUUCCACAUGUUCCAAGAAUCAAUGGGGAGAUACCUUCCAUGGAUGAAGCGACUUCAGAUUAUGAGAGGUUGCACCAAAGAUUGCAAUUGUAUGACUUCGUGGAGCAUAAGGUAGAAGGGGAUGGAAAUUGUCAGUUCCGUGCAUUAUCAGAUCAAUUACAUAAAACAUCUGAGCGACAUGAAUCUGUAAGGCAAGAAAUUGUAGGACAGCUCAGGAUCCUACGAGAGCUUUAUGAGGGAUAUGUUCCUAUGGACUAUGAUGAAUACUUGUGCAAGAUGUCCAACAAUGGGGAGUGGGGUGAUCAUGUCACUUUGCAGGCUGCUGCAGAUUUGUAUGCUGCAAAAAUAUUUGUGAUAACUUCAUUCAAGGAUACAUGUUACAUUGAGAUUCUUCCUAAUGGUCAGAAACCAAAGCGAGUCCUAUUCCUGAGCUUCUGGGCAGAGGUGCAUUACAACUCAAUUUACCCUCAAGAUAUGCCUGCCUCACAUCGUGGGAAGAAGAAGAGUUGGUGGUCUUAUUGGAAUUAAGGAUCAGCCAGAGUUGGCCUGCAUGAGGCACAUUCCCCAUUAAUACAGUUGAAAUUGCUUCUCAAGAGUUCCGUUUAAUUGGCAUGAAGCUUACUAACUUUCAUCUUCCUCUAUUGUAAAUUCAUAACUCCAAUGUGGUCUGUGCUGCCUUCAUUUACUCAUCGGCAUGCAUUUUUCUCAUUUUGCAUGCCGGUGGCAUUCAUAUCUAAUGUUGAAAAAAUUCAACCAAACAUGUAUAUUGUUCCGACAUUCUAGAAGAAUAAGAUAUUCAGAAAUGGGAGGUUUUUUCAGCUGUUUUUUUGUUCAAA